This is a messenger RNA of Fusarium coffeatum, 1317 nucleotides long. RefSeq lists its product as uncharacterized. Lineage: Eukaryota; Fungi; Ascomycota; Sordariomycetes; Hypocreales; Nectriaceae. The transcript is spliced from 2 exons. The record is from RefSeq and is a predicted model, not a curated record. Bases 1 to 1317 code for a protein of 438 amino acids.
AUGACGGCCUCUGGGCAACCUUCCCUUAAUGGAACUGAUACCGAACCGUUUCCCAGUCUUAACAAUGCAUCACCUACCAAUGUCGACACCGACCCGUCAAAUAUCAAUAAUCGUCCAGCGGCAUCUUCAUCUCUGAGCGGUCGUCUUCGUAGGGUUUCUCAAAGUUUCGAAGUUUCCGACCCUCCGGAGGGUUUUAUGGCUGCUACAGGAACCAUCGCAUCAUCAAUCUUCUCGCGACAAACGGUGGCCCGCAGACCCUCAGAGCCCUCGAUACCGAUGCAAACAGGCCAGUCCUUCGGGACUACUCCCAGGCAGAACACAAUCCCCGCCGUCAACGAAGAGGCGCCCGAGGAAAAAGCCAGUACAAGUGUAGCAUCUCCUAGACGAAACUUCACUGGGGAGCCAGCCGCUGCGGCCCCUUUUGACAAUGGGUAUCACUUCCCGCCCAAACAUUCGCCAGGCCAGUCUACAAAGCUCGGCUUGAUUGCGUUCUGGAACUAUGUCAGAACCCCUACAGGUUUUCUUGUUACUGUUUAUGGCCUUAACGUCGUGGCCUGGGGCGGCAUGCUUUUCUUACUGCUCUGGCAAGUAUUCUAUGCCGUAUUCCUCAAUGCUUCACCAGCAAUGUGCGUUCCCACAUGCAACGACAUCAACUCACCCAGACGCAAAUGGAUAGAGUGGGAUUCCCAAAUUCUGAAUGCUCUCUUUUGUGUCACUGGGUUUGGACUUGCCCCUUGGCGCUUUCGCGACAUGUAUUUCCUUCUCCAAUAUCGAGUCCAGAAGAAGGAAGUUGCACUCCGGCGCUUGGCAGGCAUUCAUCGAGGAUGGUUCCGUCUUCCAGGAUCUGAUCAGCUUGACCCUCAGAUAGGGCCCCAUAAUAUCUCCGCAUCGCCUGAUCUCAGCUCGUCACUUGCCUGUCCGUUUCCCCCAGACAAGAUUCCCGAUGCUCCCCUGACAGGAGUCCGGGCCCCGCCUACUCCCAUCACAAGAAUGGAUGCUGUCAUAUGGUUGAUGGUAUGGAAUACUUUCCUGCAGUGCGUUCUAUCGGGCUUUAUGUGGGGGUUGAACCGUUACGAUCGUCCCAGUUGGUCCACGGGUCUCUUUGUCGCGCUCGCUUGUAUUGUCGCCGCUUUAGGUGGUAUUGUGAUGUUCAUAGAAGGGAAGAAGGUAAAGGGCAUUGAAGGGGUACCUAUCAGUGAAGAAGACCAAAAGCUGUUACAGGAGGAUCGAGAACGCGGUGUAUGGCACUACAACAACAUCAAGGACAAAGACUUGGCUGCCGAAGAGGCCAAGAAGAAGAAGAAGGACAAGAAAUGA